GUCCAUGUACCCUGGCGAUCCCACUACACCUGGUUAUCCGGCUUACGAGAACGCGACACGCAUCGAGUCAGGAAACGUUCCUCGCAUUCCUAGCUUGCCUAUCUCUUGGAAUAAUGCUCAGGUUCUAUUCGAAGAGCUCGGCGGCAUCGAUGAAGGCAGAAAGGUUUCUGGAAAGACUGGGUCCCGCAAGGUCAGGAUGGUUAACCAAGUCGACACCAAGGUUACUCCGAUUUGGAACACUAUGGCUGCUAUCCCCGGACAUGUCAAGGAUGAAGUCGUCAUUGUUGGCUGUCACCGAGACGCUUGGGUUAUGGGAGCUGCCGAUCCGACGUCUGGAACUGUCUCUCUGAUCGAAGUUGUCAAGGGCCUCGGCGCAUUGCUCAAGAAAGGAUGGAAGCCUCUACGUACCAUCCUGAUCGCCAGUUGGGAUGCGGAAGAAUAUGGCCUUGUUGGCAGUACCGAGUACGGCGAGGACUUUGCUGAAUGGAUACAAGAGCACGCCGUAGCCUACAUCAACGUUGAUGUCUCCGUUGCGGGAUCUAGAUGGACUUCGUCUGCUUCACCUUCAUUGGUUGAUCUUAUUCGCCGGUCAGCAGAGGAGAUUCCUCAUCCGACCGAAGCUUCGCGCACGCUUUGGGAUGCUCAAACCGAUAUUGGACCGUUUUUGGUCAACCAAGAAGCGAACAUCAGCGAUGCGACUAUACAGGCCAAGCCUAGCGUCGGACCUCUUGGAUCAGGAAGCGAUUAUACUGUCUUCCUCCAGCGACUUGGUGUUGCCAGCUCAGACGAGGGAUUCGGUAUGACUGCAUCUGACGCAGUGUACCACUACCACUCGAUUUACGAUUCUCAGUUCUGGCAAGAGAC
Coniophora puteana RWD-64-598 SS2 is the source of this 864-nucleotide messenger RNA. Its product is annotated as Zn-dependent exopeptidase. The annotation marks the transcript as partial. The record is from RefSeq and is a predicted model, not a curated record. NCBI's taxonomy places the organism in Eukaryota, Fungi, Basidiomycota, Agaricomycetes, Boletales, Coniophoraceae. Gene Ontology annotation, molecular function: carboxypeptidase activity. The transcript is spliced from 6 exons.